This is a messenger RNA of Quercus robur (English oak), 867 nucleotides long. RefSeq lists its product as uncharacterized. NCBI's taxonomy places the organism in Eukaryota, Viridiplantae, Streptophyta, Magnoliopsida, Fagales, Fagaceae. The record is from RefSeq and is a predicted model, not a curated record. Bases 1 to 867 code for a protein of 288 amino acids. The transcript has a single exon. Gene Ontology annotation, molecular function: RNA-DNA hybrid ribonuclease activity; nucleic acid binding.
AUGUCUAAUUUAAGGAAGAGAGGGGUUAGCACGGAUGGGCUAUGUCCGGUGUGUGGCUUGGAGGAUGAAACUAUCCUGCAUGCUCUGUGUAGCUGUAAUGCCUUGAAGGAGGUUUGGAGAUUGUGGAAAGAUUGCCAAAUUGAUUUAGGCGCUAAGUCUUUAGAUUUCUUGGAUACAGCUUUGAAGGUGUUAGCAGCCGGUAAUCUUAAGGAUUUAGAGAUUUUAUUUGUGGUGGCGUGGGCUAUUUGGCAUAACAGAAAUCUGAGGGUGUUUGAGUCGGUCUGUCAGGGGGCUGAUCAAGUUUGGAAUUAUGCAGUUAGUUUGAUCUCUGACUUCAAGGAAGCUGGAAAAUUUUGCUCCUUGGGCCCUAAGGCUGGUGAGGUGAGCUGGAGAAAGCCACCUAAUGGAGUGUUCAAAAUCAACACUGACGGAGCGACGGGUGGAGUUGGCACGCUGUCUAGUAUUGGAGUCAUUGUCAGGGACUACAGAGGCCAGGCAGCUGGUGCUCUCUGCCGUGUUCUUCCUGGCUGCUUUACCGUGGAGGAGACUGAGGCUCUGGCAAUUGAGGCAGGAAUCCUUCUUGCUAGAGAAUUGGACCUUCAACAGAUAAUCAUUGAAUCGGACUCUCUUGCUACUGUGCAGCGCAUUUUAGCUAAGGAUUAUAGUGGGGGGCUCGGUCACAUUGUUAAUGGUAUAGUGAACCUCCUUGAUGGUUUUGCUGGCUGGCAGAUUCGGCACCUGAAAAGGGACUUUAAUAGGGUGGCACAUGAGCUUGCCAAGUUUGCUCGUUGUAAUAAUGUCUGUCACUUGUGGAGGGGUGUUUCUCCUCCUAUAGUUAGGACACUGAUGCACUUGGACUGUAUGUAA